Molecule: messenger RNA, 1941 nt
Organism: Phytophthora nicotianae INRA-310
Lineage: Eukaryota; Oomycota; Peronosporomycetes; Peronosporales; Peronosporaceae
Exons: 6
Coding region: 139-1431 (430 amino acids)
Source: RefSeq, a predicted model, not a curated record
CAAAGAUAUUGCCGGUUUAGUGAGGGCACCAGCUCGAGGCUACUAAACUGACAUUUUCCCUUAGAAUGUGAACAGCAACUGGUGUAUAUUAAUAAGGCCACAAUAAUAACAGCAACAUCUCCAACGUAGCCGUUGCAAAUGGUAGCAAGAGAUGCCGUGAAGAAGAAGGUGGGCUCGGUGGAGCACCAGUACCUCAUCAGCCCGCUGCACUCCCAAUAUGAAGAGGAACUGGACCGCAUCCGGACGGAGGGAGAUUUGACGCUAAUCAAGGUGCAGACGGAGAGGAACAAGCUUCUGGAGUUGGAAGUCAAGCUGGGCGAGGUGAAUAAGCAACUCAGAGACAGAAAGAAGACACCAAAGCAAGGAGAAAAUGUUAUCGAAGCUAAAGAACCAGUUAGCAACAAGGGCCUUUUUGCAGCGUUGGUCAUGUCGACUACAGGGACCAAAGGAGCUGCUAAACCGCAGCAGCUUACGACGGAUCCGCAGGGCUCAGAGACCAAUACAGUUAAGCGAGUGCAUACCAAUACAGCAAAGGGAAGGCAACUGCAUACGGAAGAGCGUCUUAAAGUUGCUAUGGCGGAGCGUGCGAUGGAGCUUCAAAAGCUGCGGCAUGCGAUCGAUGAGACUCGAAGGAAGAGACUGGAUGCACUAGCGACGGAGAAACAAAUGCUGAAAGAUAUUCAAGAAGACGAAGAAGAGUUGAAACGAGCCCAAGAGGAGAUUGCCCAGCUGAAGCGACAAGCAGUUGAUGUAAAGAACGAAAUUGCUGCUACAGAACUGGAAUUUGACACUGAGAAGCAGACAUUUCGAUUAGAACGCCAACGUUUACUGGCAGAGGUAGAGGGGAUCGUGAAAGCGGACAAACAAGGAACUCAAAGUCAACCGGCCCCUGUGUCUCAUAAAUACAGCAUGUUCCACAACAAUAUCGCUCAACGUCGAAAACAAAACUUGAAAGCAUCUAAGUGGAAAAGCGUAAGCAUGGAGCAGAACAUCGUGUCCUUCGAACAAAAGAAGAUGCUACUCGACCGCAUCGUAGAGGAGACGAAUGUCAAGAACCUAAGCGAGUUUAUUCACAAGUAUAACGAGCAAGAGCGCACCAAGGCCGAAAUUUUCGCUCGAAUUGAGGAACAGACUGCAACGAAUGCCGCUCUUAAUGAGUCUAUUGCUCAGCUCACGGAAGACAUUGCACGCCUCACUGGGGCGGCAGAGGUCGAUUCAAUCGACGACACAGCGAAACCGUCAGCUGAACUGCAAAAGGUUCUCGAUGCAAAUGACGUUCACAUCAAACGAUGGAUAAAGGACGCAGAUAUCUAUGGUGAAGCAGUGAAAUGUCUUCGCGAUCCCGUUCACGAUGUCCACAAAGAAUUCUUCCCAAACGACCGUACCGAUGAAGCAUUCGACGGCACGGUAGGGCUUUUAUUGUUUGGGUAAUUCUGCCCAACCCCUUACUCUUCAUGAAUACCUUAGGCAACAAGAGAGUCAUGUACAAUGCGCCGGAUCGGCGCUAUCGAGGAGCGUAUCAUGCAGUUCAUCAUGGCCAAAAUCCUCGAAGAGACUGAAGCCUCCUCCACUCCGAAUAACAGCGACACGUUACGCCGUCUUCACCAAUACCAAGGAAGAAGAGAGCAACGCGACACUGCAACAGCAGUCAAAGUAUGUAGCGUUGAGCCUCCGUCCACGCUCAAGCGUGGAAAUAAUACCCAACGCGCCAAAGACGCCGAAGAUGAGGAGCAGGAUGUUGACAACCAAGCGAAAGACGUCGCGGUCAUCCACCCAGAAGUUUUCCGUCAGAAAUUCAUCGCUUCCUCCUCUAGCGACAACAAUACCGGAAAUACUGCAACAAAUGCCUCAGGACUCGCAUCCACUGGCUCGCCCACACGUAAGAACGCCACAACAGCGCUCAACCUCUAAAUGAAAAAAAAGGCAACUUGAAGUUAUCAA